This is a messenger RNA of Betta splendens (Siamese fighting fish), 7792 nucleotides long. It is a transcript of the gene agap3, whose product is annotated as ArfGAP with GTPase domain, ankyrin repeat and PH domain 3. The transcript is spliced from 18 exons. Gene Ontology annotation, molecular function: GTP binding; GTPase activator activity; GTPase activity. Gene Ontology annotation, cellular component: nucleus. Lineage: Eukaryota; Metazoa; Chordata; Actinopteri; Anabantiformes; Osphronemidae. The record is from RefSeq and is a predicted model, not a curated record. The coding region runs from base 2596 to 5103 and encodes 835 amino acids.
GCGCAUCUCAGGGUUUCACAGUGUGUGUUUGUGUUCGGCCGUACGUGCUCUGGAUGCACAGAUGCACGCGCCGCCUCCCGUCGCAGUCGCUUCGCUGUUUGUUUUCAUGCGUCGCCGCGUCUAGCGUCGCUCCUCGUCCUGUUUGGGAGCCCGCGCUGCUGUGCGUUCGAACGAGCACGUGCUUCUUCUUGAAUAGUUAAUAGAGUUUGCAUGUGUUCCAGGGAAUCGUUUGACGGAUCUAUUUGUAAUAUUUUUUUUGAACCGCAGCAUUUGUUAAUUGCUGCCGCAGAGAGACGGACGGUCACGCCCAGAAAAACACCAAUGUUCCCGAGAAACUUACAAUUAGCACUAAUAAUUUAGUUUCUUGUCUCCUCUUGAAGCUGUGAUGACAUUUUUCAUUUUUUAUGGCAAAGUAGCAUGAUCAGUCAUGGGAAAACCUUAAUCAUGAGCCCAAACAUCAGUUAAACACACAAUAUCCCCAUCUUAGAUUAUUAUUACACUACUGAUGCACAUUUUGAUUUUUUUAUUCUUCAUUUAAGUAAUUAAAAUAAAUAACAAUGCAACAACACAGCAAUACAAUGCACAAAUAAAAUUAAAAGGCCUAUUAAGCUCAGAUGGGGGUUUAAAGGUAUCAACCCGUUUUUCUACAUAGACUUUUAGUGGUAACAACCAGUCUCGACUUGUUUUCCUUUUGCCCGCCAGGAAUUAAAAUCCACAUGUCAGAAUCAAGGGGUCAUUUAUUAUGAUUGAAGCCCCUGGCAGGGUCUCCGCCAUUAGCAAUUCAGAUCAGUCCGAAUGGUGAUGGACACAUUUUGACUUGCUCCAGUCUUUUUCCAUCAAUUGCUUCUCUGCGAAAGCUGUGAAUAAUCUCGUGCUCCCCCGUGCAAAACACUGAUUUUCACUUCGCAUGUUCACAUGAGACUCUAUUCCAAGGCCUGACAUCAAUACCUAUGAAAAGUCAGGAACAUUUUGGUUCUCAUUAAAUCUGGUGAGUCACUGCCGCAGGCCUCCGUGCUCAUUUGUCAUGCGAAGAUCCCACCGCGCGCUGAAUAAACCUAACGACAUGUAUGUUUGCGCUUCCAGAGAGUAGAUAACACCGGUGGUGCGUCUCUCCACGUGAUACUUGCUAAUACUGGAUGCUCCGAGUCAUUUGUGAGUCGUGUAUGUGUGAAUGAGGUCACUAACACCUUGUUACCAAAUAAAUUGGGCCGUUUUCGGCCUAAUGCCGAGGGCUUUAACUCGGGGAGACGCCUUCGUGUGUCCGUUCCACCGCGUUUGCCAGAGGAAGCGAACUCCUCGUGAGGGACUGUGCAUAUGUGCGCGUCUGACUUCCUCUCACUGACUCAUGUCCUAAUACUGAUGAGGGGUUAGUAAGCUCUACUCAUGUGGCUUGGAUGCAUCAUGCAAUCUGCUAGACAACACCAGUGUUUGUCACACAAAGUGUCUGUGUCCCUACAUAAACACACGGGUGCCGCCUGUCUGUCACGUCUGCUGCUCAGACGCAACAGUCCUGUGGGGCUGCGUUUGCUCGAAGGCGACAGGUAAUUGAUGCCGGCGCGUUUACUGCAGGAAAGUCCUGUUGAAUGAAACAAUCUUUGACUGAAUUUAAUAAAUUGCCAAUAAUGGCACCAGCUUUGAAUUCAGUCAAAGUUUUAUUUCCUUUAAGAAAGAAAUUGAGGAAUAUUCCCUGUUGUAUUUAAGUAAUAGAGAGAUCUUUUUUGACAAAGAACAGUUUCUCUUAAUUUAUGGCCUUCAGUAUAAAAGAAAGAAUGAUAAAGUACUAGAAAAAGCUCUGAAUGUAACCUAGAGGAACUUGGGGGAAACCACUGGACGCUCGUGUGUCACAGUGACGCGCAGGGAUUAGAUAAAUAACAGCAGAGCAUCACGACAUCAGCUCACCAUUGGACAGGUGUAAACACCAGAGGAUACAGAGGAAGACGGCAGAGCCGGAAAUCCCAAACAUGUCCAACCUGUUUCAGUGAAAAACCCUCUUCGCCGCCAUCAAGAUACGAUUACACGGGGAAAAGCAUUUAGCUGUGGAACACGGGGGAAGGAGGGAAGCACAACAGAAGCUCUGUUACCUGGCCAGGGAUUUACAAGAGCACAGGUUUCCUCUGGACCAAACCACACGGACAACAGGACAGUGGCUUUGCCUUAAAACUCUUACUCCUACUGCUAGCGGGUUCCCAGGCAGGACCUUGCAAACCAACACCUGCAUUACAGAUUACCAGCAGGAAGAGCCUCCAAGUGGACCAUGACACUUGGCCUCUCAGGGCCGCUUCAUCAGACUGAUCGGUAACUGCCCAGGCGUCUGCUGGUCACAUUAUCGGUCUGCGUGGAAGGUGCACCGUGGCCACAGCGUGAUGCAACUGAACUUUUUUCUAGUCUUGCUGGACCUAAUGGAGGACUACCGUGCUGCAGCCUAGAGUUAUUCUCAGUAAUGCCGUUAUUCUCAGUAAUGCCUGCAAGAAGCACAAGAUGAUGAAACCCCCGGCUGAGAGGGAAAUGAUUCAACCCGACACCUGGACGUUUUCUCUUUGAAUGCUCACGUUGUGGAUCCCGGAGAUGUCCCCUGAAUGAAGGUAAAGCUGGAAAAUGCUGCUGUGCUUCGGGAGCCGGAGGCGAAAUCGACACCAUGAGAUCCAGUGGAGCGAAAGCAACUGUUUGCAGGUUAUUCCAAACCCCUGCUUCCAAGACACAGACUCGUUCGUCAACAGCCAGGAAUGGACACUGAGUCGGUCCGUGCCAGAGCUGAAAGUGGGCAUUGUGGGAAAUCUUUCCAGUGGGAAGUCGGCCCUGGUCCAUCGGUACUUGACGGGCACAUACGUACAGGAGGAGUCACCUGAAGGCGGACGCUUCAAGAAGGAAAUCGUCGUGGAUGGACAGAGUUACCUUCUGCUGAUCAGAGAUGAGGGAGGGCCUCCAGAAUUGCAGUUCGCUGCCUGGGUGGAUGCGGUGGUGUUCGUCUUCAGCCUGGAGGACGAGAUCAGCUUUCAGACGGUCUACAACUACUUCCUGCGCCUGUCCAGCUACAGGAACACAGCUGAGGUCCCCAUGGUUCUUGUCGGAACACAAGAUGCCAUCAGUGCUGCCAACCCCAGAGUGAUCGACGACUCGCGGGCCAGAAAGUUGUCGAACGACCUCAAACGCUGCACGUACUACGAGACCUGCUCCACCUACGGCCUGAACGUGGAGAGAGUCUUCCAGGACGUUGCCCAGAAGGUUGUGGCCAUGAGGAAAAAGCAGCAGCUCUCCAUCGGCCCGUGUAAAUCUUUGCCCAACUCCCCCAGCCACUCGUCGGUCCCGGCUGCGUCUCUCCCCUCCGUUCACAUCAACCAGGCGGCCAAUGGCGGGGGUGCGUUCAGCGACUACUCCUCCUCCGUUCCCUCCACCCCCAGCAUAAGUCAGCGGGAGAUGCGCAUUGAGACCAUCGCUGCCUCCAACACGCCCACGCCCAUCCGCAAGCAGUCGAAGCGCCGCUCCAACAUUUUCACAUCGCGGAAAGCCAGCGAACAAGGAAAGAGCGUUGACAGUAAAACAGACAGCAUAGGCAGUGGGAGGGCCAUACCUAUCAAACAGGGAAUCCUUCUGAAGCGAAGUGGCAAAUCCCUCAACAAGGAGUGGAAAAAGAAAUAUGUGACACUGUGUGAUAAUGGCGUCCUCACGUACCACCCCAGCCUCCACGACUACAUGCAGAACGUGCACGGGAAGGAGAUCGACCUGCUGAGGACCACCGUCAAGGUCCCGGGGAAGCGGCCGCCGCGCGCCGUGGCCGCCGUCGCCCCCACCGCCAGCCCCAAAACCAACGGGCUGACCAAGGACCGCAGCUCCCUGCAGCUCGGUGUGGGAAACGCAGGGGCGCCUCAUUCCAACAGCAGCACGUCCCUCCAGACGGGCGGCUCGGCGUUCGGCGGCAGCAAGGACGGCAUGCACCAGCGCUCCUUCUCCGUGUCCAGUGCCGACCAGUGGAACGAAGCCAUCAACACCAGUACGACCAGCGCCCCCAACGGAAUGAGCGACUCCUCCUGCGCGGGCAACGCCACCAGCCCCAAACUCGAGCCCCCGCCGUCGCCGCACGCCAACCGCAAGAAGCACCGGCGGAAAAAGAGCACGGGCAUCGCCAAGCCGGACGGCGUGUCUGCAGGCAACGAAGAGCAAGAGGACUCGUUUGAGUUCAUCAUCGUGUCGCUGACGGGUCAGACGUGGAACUUUGAAGCGUCCACAUACGAGGAGAGGGAGCUGUGGGUCCAAGCAAUCGAGAGCCAGAUCUUCGCCAGCCUGCAGUCAUGCGAGAGCAUAAAGAACAAGUCUCGGUUAGGCAGCCAAAGUGAUGCGAUGGCCAUCCAGUCCAUACGAAACGUGAGGGGCAACAGCUUCUGUGUGGACUGCGAUGCACCCAAUCCAGACUGGGCCAGUUUGAACCUGGGAGCGCUAAUGUGCAUCGAGUGCUCGGGCAUCCACAGGAACCUGGGCACCCACCUGUCCCGGGUCCGGUCCCUGGACCUGGACGACUGGCCGGUGGAGCUGAGCACGGUGAUGACCGCCAUCGGCAACGCGAUGGCCAACAGCGUGUGGGAGGGCGCGCUGGAGGGCUACAGCAAGCCGGGGAGCGACUGCACCAGGGAAGAGAAGGAGCGCUGGAUCCGAGCCAAGUAUGAGCAGAAGCUGUUCCUGGUGGGGCUGCCCCAGUCCGACGUACCCCUGGGGCAACAGCUGCUGAGGGCAGUGGUGGAGGAUGACCUGAGGUUGGUGGUGUUGCUGUUGGCCCACGGCACCAAGGAGGAGGUUAACGAGACCUACGGGGACGGAGACGGACGCACCGCCCUGCACCUCUCCUGCGCUAUGGCCAAUGUGGUCAUUACACAGCUGCUCAUCUGGUAUGGCGUGGACGUGAAGAGUCGGGACGCUCGCGGGCAGACGCCGCUGUCCUACGCUCGGCAAGCUAGGAGCCAGGAGUGUGGCGACAUCUUGGUCCAACAUGGCUGCCCCAACGAGCCAGGCAGCCUGACUUCUGUGCCCACGCCCAACAUGAGCCGCCGCAACCCCAACAUCAACAACAACAAUGCCCAGUGUGAGCUUAACCGCAGCAUCAGUAUCAUGUAGGACGCCGAAAGCAGCUGCAGACAAGCAUAUAAAACCCAGAACCCAGCUCCUGUCUCUUUCCAGUACUUCCUCCUCUGUUUCACACUGUGUAACCCAGAAUCAGUACCGAUAGAAACACAUGAGGAGCAACGGACCUACUGUUAAUGUUCCACUGUGCUGAAAGACGUGGGUGUUUGCUGUUCGGACAUUGUACACUGCUUGUUUUAUAUUCAAAUUUUUUAUUUGUUGUCAUUUUUAAAUUCAUUCAAUCUUGGUCUGAAAUGAUCAUGAUCAGCUUUAAGCUUCUUGUUUUUAAGCGUCAACCAAACAAAUGACUUACUUUGGCAUUCGUACCUACCCUACGAAAAGCAUUUCCUUAAUGUGUGAACAUUUCCUUUUAUGUCUUCCCCCCUUCUGCAACUUGAGCUGAUUUUAUAAUGAGCAUGAAUGAGAAACUUCCCUCAAAUUUCCAGGCUUAAGUGCACUAACAUAAAACUGUGAGGAAUAGUUUUACAAGUGACAAACCACUGAUGUGGGAAUGAAGCUCAAUCUUCCACAAUAUCAGGGGCUGUUACAACUUUAGUAAUGAUGCAUGUCUUCAGCACAGCUAUCAAACUCUUGACAUACUAUUCAUAUACAAAGGCAAAAGCAAUUAUAGCCGAACAGUCCAAAUGAUUUAGAUACUUAAUUCACGUUGUCAUAAAGGCGUUGAUUGCUGAAUUCCUAUCGGGUGAAUUGUAGUCAUUUCCUUCACCGCCUUACUGUGAUCCUUGAGCAAAAAGUGUCCGUGAAUAUAAAGGAAUUAAGGGGGAUAAUGUUUUACGUCCACUGAUCCACGUGGCUUUGUAAGUGUGUCUCCCUAAUCAGAUUUCAUUCAAAUAUGACGUUUGAUUGAAUCUAGUGAAAUUAUGCCGUGAUGACGUCUUAGCUGGACUAAUUUUCUGAUUGACUAGAUUGUGUUGAUAAUUAUUUGAGACAGAUUCACACAGUUUUAAGCCAUAAGCGUACUGGAAAACCCAUUUACCUCCUGUGGCCAAAGGCUGUAAAAUUGGUACCCACUCGAGCAUUUCUUCUAUUGUUGCUGUGAUGUACAUAAAUGGUACCGUGUGUGUGUAUGUGUGUGCAUCCGUACAUACUGUACAAUACGUGCGUGCUUACGUCUUCGUCUGUGACCGUGUGCGGCAGACUGCGAGUGGGCAUUUCUGCUCGGGAACAUUGGAGAAAGGACGUUGGUGAGACGACGAACACCUGCAGUGACGACUUGGAUCAUAACUGUGUUUUAAUGUACAGACCUCUGUAAAAGUAGUUCUUGUUCCUUCACAGUAUCCCUUAUGGGCACAGUUUUGACCUUUAGAGCCAAUAAAAACCUUAAGAACCUGUCAGGCCAAAAGCAGGGCGCUCAUGAAACGUGUUCAAGUGACUGACGUCUAGGGAAUAAAAUAAAAAAUAAAAAACUAAAGGGUUUAUAGAGGGAAGUAUACUUAGUUUGACUCAUUUUGCUUUAAUUCAUAUGUACAGUUCAUUCAUUUAUAGUAAAUAGGUCAGAAAUAAAUAUGGGUGAAGUUCUACAGUGUAUUUAGCCAUUUUAAGGUUUUAAACCAUCUUGAUUUUGAGUUUACAAUGGCAGGAUGUAUGUUUACAGAGCAGGCUGUUAACUUGGUACCUUAAAUAUUGUUUUUAUUUUGUUGCUUAACAGUGUUUGUGUUUUCACAGUCGCCAAAUAACAAAUAUAUGGGCUAAAUGUUAAAGGGAAAAUUUGACAUGGUAGGAAAAUGUACUUACCCGAUUUUUGGCCAGAAGUGUGAUGAUGGAAACUGUUUUUUGUGGAGCUGGAUUACCCUGUCUUAACUUAGCCUAGCCUAGCCUAGCAAACACCCCGCAGUUCCUUAUGUCAAGACAAUUCCUUAUUUUGUGUUGUACAAAUUAACAAACCACGUACAUGACUUGUUAGCUUUAAACAUAAGAAGAGAAUUUUUUACUUUGGAAAGAGCCCAGCUGUUUCCUCUCUGAUUCCAGCUUCAUGCUAAGCUAAGCUACCUAGCCACGCUCCCAUAUAUGACAGUGGUGUUAAUAUCCUCCAUUUUCAUUUUCCUACAAUGUCAAACUAUUCUUUACAGACACUACACAGCAAACCACAAAUGUACCCGGAAACCUUGAAAUGUACUCGUACUGUACAGUUUUACUGGCCUUAUUUCUCAUGUCUCAUUGUAAUAAGCAUAGUGUUACUGAAAAGAGUUCAACGUGUACAGUGAUUACCCAGACCUUUCUUUACAUACUGUAGAUGAAAUAACACUAGAAACCUGCCUGUCUUUCCCCAAACACAACAUGAAGUGUACAUAUUAGCUUGAUGCUUUUAUCUGAAGACGAGCUCCUAGAAGCGAACGGAACUGGUUUUAGGUUCCCUCGACCCUGGAACCAUAUUUUGAUAAGUUGUUUUCGUUUCUACUUAGGCAUAUAUUUAAGGUACUUCUGUUUGGUCUCUACAUUAACUGACCAUCUUUGGUACUUGUGUAUAAUGAUGUACAUUUGACAUAUUUAUAAUGCAGUAUGUAAAUAUUCUUUUUUGUUCAGUUUUGUUCAAGUUAAUUUUCCUAUUGUAAGUCUUUUUACGUUCAGAACGUGAAACAAGGCAGAAGCUACAGAGUAACUUGUUGUAUGCUUGGAUGCUUGGCUAACUGUUGACCUAUUAAUAAACACUCAAAUAAAUUGA